Messenger RNA from Durio zibethinus, 1822 nucleotides. Its product is annotated as eisosome protein. Gene Ontology annotation, biological process: male meiosis II. The record is from RefSeq and is a predicted model, not a curated record. NCBI's taxonomy places the organism in Eukaryota, Viridiplantae, Streptophyta, Magnoliopsida, Malvales, Malvaceae.
GUUCCAAAACCAUGAAGACCCGUUAAGCCAAAGAAAAACUUUCUCUUUCUGGACAAAGGAAGAAACACCCAAGAAAAAGAAAUUGAAAGUUUUUUUUUAAGAAUCAAAGUACAGUUAAAGAAGAAGAAGAAGAGGAGAGAUUCUUGGAAUGGGUUGUUUUCUUGCAUGUUUUGGUUCUUCCAACCAUCGCAAGACUCGAAAACGGAGACACAAGGUUCAGCCUCGAUUUCAAAGAAAUGCUAGUUACAAUGCUCAAUCUACAAUUUCUUUGGAACGGAGCAACUUGGAAAAGCCUAUCACUCCGGCUAAGGAAGUUCGGGAUGAUAAGGCAAAGGAGCAGCUGAGUUCGGGUUCAAGUACUCGAAAGAAAGUAACUUUUGAUGCUAAUAUUAAGACCUAUGAGCAUGUUUUAGUUGAUGAAAGUAGCGAUUUUCAAUUGGAUAAUGAAGAAGAAGAAGGGGAAAAGAAAGAGAAUCUGGCUAAACCAAAGGAGUAUGAUACUUCCUCUGAGCAUAGCUGGAUAACUUCUAGCUCAAGUUCUUACCCUCCUAAUCAUAGAUAUCAGAAUUGUAGAGAAAGUGACGACGAAGAAGAUGAAUUAGACUAUGAAGAAAGUGAUCUAGAUGAUGCUUAUGAGGAUUUUGAUGACGGAGCUGUGGAUUCAAGAGAUAGAAUUCCUGGCCAUGGAGGUAUCACUAAGGAGGUUGAUGGUUUGAUUGAAGAGGAAGUGAAGCCGAUUGGUUUAAUUCGAGGCGCUCGAGGUAGGAGUGGUAAUGUUCAUCCAUUGCUGAAUCCUGUCGAAAAUCUAACUCAAUGGAAAGCUGUGAAAGCAAAAGGGGCAACACCAUUUAAACUGCAAAAGGAGAAUCUCAGCUUAGAGCAAGAAGAGCCCCGGCUUUCGUUUAGCUUGGACACUAGUUUCAAUGACUUUUCAUUCGGUUUCCAAUCAAAAUCUGAUCAUGAACCGAAGAAGUUGAAUGAAGGAGUAUCAGUCGAUGCCAGCCUUUCGAAUUGGUUGUAUUCAACGGAGCCUACACCUGUCAAAAAGAGUAGCACUUCCGAUGCUAGUACACCAGAGAGAAGCAUGUCACAAGGAUCAAAUUCACUGAGGAGCCCUGAAGAUAGACCUAUUUUAGGUGCAUUAACUCUUGAAGAGAUAAAUAAGUUUUCAGCAUCUUCUCCACCUAGGAAGUCUCCAAGUAGAAGUCCAGAUGAGAUGCCUAUAAUUGGAACCGUUGGGACCUAUUGGAGUCAUGUGAGCAGCACCACCAAGGACUCUGGCUCAGCUACUUCCUUCAAAGGAAUACCAAACACUACCAGCAAGUACAGAGAGGAUAAGAACGUAAAUUGGCAUUCUACACCAUUUGAGACAAGGUUGGAGAGAGCUUUGAAUAGAAACUGAAGCGUACUCCAAUCAAAAUAUAUGCUAGGCAAGCUCGUCUGUUUUGGAUUGUUGUUUUUGAGUGUCCAUAAUCUAUACAUGUGUUUCCUUUAUUGUUUGACAUGUUCUUGCUUGUUGUAAGUCAUUUGGUGAUGGUAAUACAUAUGAUUGAUUAAUAUUAAUUUUUCACAUAUCCCUUCGGAGGUGAUUCAGUGAUUCUAGCAAAGGAUUGAUAAGGUCACAUUCUAUAAGCAUUGUAGUUUAAUGAAAGCUCAAAUACUUGUUCAAUCUUUCUGCGUCAUUGGAGUAAUACUUACUUGUUCAAUUACUCUUCCUAUAUAUCUUGCCGCCUAAUUGGUAAACUAUUAUGAAUGUAUCAUAGGAAGCAAAGAUGGGUGAUAUGAAGAAAUAGAUAUGUACUCCCUUUCCCUUGCUUAAAUU